Mycetomoellerius zeteki is the source of this 706-nucleotide messenger RNA. RefSeq lists its product as uncharacterized. Lineage: Eukaryota; Metazoa; Arthropoda; Insecta; Hymenoptera; Formicidae. The coding region runs from base 269 to 706 and encodes 145 amino acids. The transcript is spliced from 5 exons. The record is from RefSeq and is a predicted model, not a curated record.
AAUAACAAGGAUGAUUUGGAACAACAUCCAUGCUUUAAGGAAUACAAUCAUUAUAUCAUCGAUGACGAAGAAACUCUGGGAAGAAGUAUUUACGGCUCUUGGCGAUAAAUUGUAUUACUUUGACUAAAAUUGAACAUAUUCCAUUGAUUCCAUUAAAAAGAAGUGGAAGUCUCCAUCAGAUUCUUUUCGAAUUUAUCCGAAGAAGGAGCAAGCGGCGAGUGGAUCUGCUGCAACAAGUGGAAGAAGACCGUGGAUACAUUUGCAACGUAUGCAUUUUUUGCGUGAUCUUCAGCUACAGAGCAAAACUAUCAGCAAUAUUGACUCAGACUGUAAUGAUUUAAUGGACAUGGCCAGCUCAAUUUGUGACAACAGCAAUAGCAGCAGCAGCAGCAUUGAUCAUGUAUCACGAAAACGUCGCUUCAGUGAAGACAGUGCAUUAGACCGGAUUGCCGAUUCCCUGUCAAUAUCUUUUAAUAUGGACCAAAUAAAACAAAUGUUACCUCCUGCACAAGCUGCAUUUGAUAAACCAACCAUAAUUGGAAAUAUGAUAGCUGCCCAACUCCAUUACGUAAAUCUAAAACAGUAUCCUGAUUGGCUCAUCGGCUUAAGUUCACGUCUUAUGCGUGGUCUACAAUGGGCAGUAAUAGUAGCGGAUGAAGCAGUAAGACGUCGCAGUAAGCUGGUUUUUCGGUAUUAUAGGGUGUAG